This is a messenger RNA of Paramuricea clavata, 1972 nucleotides long. The record is from the annotation of a GenBank genome assembly. NCBI's taxonomy places the organism in Eukaryota, Metazoa, Cnidaria, Anthozoa, Malacalcyonacea, Plexauridae.
UUACCAAGUGCACAAUGGUUGCGCAAUAUCUGCAGUUUUGUAAGGAAGAAGAAUUCGAGCCACUUAGCAGAACCACAUUAUUUCGUAUCCUGGAAGUUAGAGAAGCCUCACAGCGAAAAUCUUUACAAGGCUUGGAUAAUACCGCUGCUGAUGGAUCGAAUGGGUUUAACACUAUGGAACAAAUCUCUGAACGUCUAGUUCAUCUAGGAAUUGAUAUCCAAUGGUCACAGUCUGUGAAAAAAGUAUCAAAAGGUUACAUAAAGCAAAAGAAUACCUCAAAACAGAUUAUAAGGUACAUUGCCAAGAGGAUGAUAGUUUAUGUGCUGAUCACUGUACAAUGUUUGCGUUAAGUGAUCCAGGAGAUGAAGCUUUUCAAGUAAAGUGUGCACACGAACAUACGCUGGUUUGUGAUAACUGUGAGAACCUCAAAUCUACUUUACAGGAACUAGAAAACAAGCUGAAAAGCAACACACAUUUUUCAUAUACUCAAGAUAUAAAAGAAGAGCUCAUCCACGACUUUGAAGAAGCUAAAGACAGAAUCAGCAAAUGGAAGGCCCAUAUUCUCCGUUCGAUAAAUCAGGAAAAUGCAAAGAAGGAAAUACUGGAAAGCCUGGACGAAACAUCAGUGUUAAUUGUUAUUGACUGGGCCAUGAAGUUUCAGCAGAUACGUUUUCGAGAAAAACAAUCUGACUGGUAUGGCAAACGUGGGAUAUGUUGGCAUGUAAGCAGCGUCGUAUCGAAGGGCGUAUCCUCGGUGGUUACAUCAUAUGUUCAUUUAUUCGAUUCCACCACUCAAGACUGGUUUGCCGUUGCAUCAAUUCUCGAAAACCUGCUAUCAACUAUCAAGUCCAGCAUGGCAAAUAUCAGCAAAGCUUACAUUCGUUCUGAUGAGGCAGGAUGUUACCACAACAACCUUCUGGUAGCAUCUUUGAAAGAUAUUGGAGAUCGCGUUGGAAUUUGUGUCCAAAGCUAUGAUUUCUCAGAACCUCAACAAGGUAAGGAUAUUUGUGAUAAGAUCAUCUGCCCCCUGAAGUCAUCAAUUCGCCGAUACUGCAAUGAAGGAAAUGAUAUCCUUACAGCUCAAGACAUGCAUACUGCACUGAAUUGCCGUCCAGUUAAAGGAACAACAUCAUCAGUCAAUGAAGUCAAAGCCUCUGCUGAGCAGCUCAGUGUAAAGAAAAUUAAGGACUUCAGCAGUUAUCACAAUUUCCAGUAUAAAGAAGCAGGGAUAAGGGUGUGGAAAGCACAUGGCAUUGGAAAGGGAAAGAAACUAUUGGAUAAAGAUAUCUACAUUAGCCGACAAAAGAGUACAGAAGUGUCAGUCAACUUUCCUGCUGUACAGCAGACUAGGCAAACGAAACUGAAAAGAAAUGAAAACCAUGAUGAUAAUUCAAACGCAGACAGUGCUGGUUUGUUUGAUUGUGCUGAGCCUGGUUGCAACCACAUGUUUGAAACAAUUCAGAGCUUAGAGCUUCACAUGGACCUGGGCCAACAUAGUCGCUUUAUCAACAGCGAGAGCGUGUAUGAUGCGUUAAAAAGAGAGUGGGAAAAACAAUUCACAACGUUAAGCUCAAGAAAUGUUCAGGGCCAGGGACCGAAACAACAUCAAACUUUAGAAUGCAGAGAAUCCUCUUCAAGGAUGGGAUGGGCUCUCAGUAAACCGAAAACUGGCUCUGCGCGUUUUUCUCCAGAUGUCUGCAAGUAUUUGACUGCGAAAUUUGAUUAUGGUGAGCGAACAGGUCAUAAAUCAGACCCAGCGCAGGUGGCUAAAGAUAUGAGAUGUGCAAAGGAUGAAGGGGGAGAAAAAUUAUUCAAGGCAGCCGAGUGGCUCAACAAAGAGAAGAUCAAAGGUUUUUUCUCGAGGCUGGCUAUAAAGCGACGCAAAGGUGUGAUAAGCACAGAUAUUGAGGAAGAAAUUGAGGUCGAUAACUAUGAAAGCGAUACUGACGAUGCAGAAGAAAAUGAAAAAUGA